Molecule: messenger RNA, 405 nt
Organism: Macrosiphum euphorbiae (potato aphid)
Lineage: Eukaryota; Metazoa; Arthropoda; Insecta; Hemiptera; Aphididae
Source: the annotation of a GenBank genome assembly
AUGCCUCGUGGUAGAAAAAGAACAUCUAAUAGGCAAAUGUGGGAUUCUAACAAUAUGCGUGCUGCUGUAGAUGAAAUUAUUGUUCUUGGAAAAACAUUUAGAGAAGCAUGUGAGAAGUUUAGUGUUCCAAAAAGUACUCUCGAAAGAAAAGUAAAGAAAAAAAGAAAUGAUCCAACAUGUGAUGUUGGAGUAAAAGAUUCAUUAGGACCAAGACUAACAGUUUUUAACACUACAGAAGAAAAUGAAUUGGUUUCUUAUCUGAAACUAAUGGAAGGUCGUUUAUUUGGUCUAAGUGUUGAAGAUUUAAAAAAACUUGCUUAUCAACUUGCAGAAAAAAAUAAUAUCACCCAUGAUUUUUCUCAUGUUAAAAAAAAGCAGGCUUUGAUUGGUACCAAGGAUUCAUGA